CUGUCUUGUCUUCCACACCCAGAGGCGCGAGGCUCCGGACGACGAAGACCCGCCCAACAUGGCAUCGGAGAGUGGAAAACUAUGGGGAGGCCGGUUUGUGGGCUCCGUGGACCCCAUCAUGGAGAAGUUCAAUGCAUCCAUCGCCUAUGACCGGAACCUGUGGGAGGUGGACAUUCAGGGCAGCAAGGCCUACAGCAAAGGCCUGCAGAAAGCAGGGUUCCUCACCACCGCGGAGAUGGACCAGAUCCUGCGCGGCCUGGACAAGGUGGCCGAGGAAUGGGCCCAAGGCACCUUCAAACUGCUCCCCAAUGAUGAAGACAUCCACACAGCCAAUGAGAGGCGGCUGAAGGAGCUCAUCGGUGAGACCGCAGGGAAGCUACACACUGGACGAAGCCGGAAUGACCAGGUGGUCACAGACCUCAGGCUAUGGAUGCGGCAGACCUGCUCAGCCCUCUCGGCCCUGCUGCGGGAGCUCCUCAAGAGCAUGGUGGACCGGGCCGAAGCGGAGCGGGACGUCCUCUUCCCAGGCUACACGCACCUGCAGAGGGCGCAGCCCAUCCGCUGGAGCCACUGGAUCCUCAGCCACGCGGUGGCGCUGACCCGGGACGCAGAGCGGCUGCUGGAGGUGCGGAAGCGGGUCAACGUGCUGCCCCUGGGGAGCGGGGCCAUUGCAGGCAACCCUCUGGGUGUGGACCGGGAGCUGCUCCGAGCAGAACUGAACUUCGGGGCCAUCACUCUCAACAGCAUGGACGCCACCAGUGAACGGGACUUUGUCGCGGAGUUCCUGUUCUGGGCGUCGCUGUGCAUGACCCACCUGAGCCGGAUGGCCGAGGACCUCAUCCUUUACAGCACCAAGGAGUUCAGCUUCGUGCAGCUCUCGGACGCCUACAGCACCGGAAGCAGCCUGAUGCCCCAGAAGAAGAACCCUGACAGCCUGGAGCUCAUCCGGAGCAAGGCGGGGCGCGUUUUCGGGCGGUGUGCUGGCCUCCUGAUGACCCUCAAGGGACUUCCAAGCACCUACAACAAGGACUUACAGGAAGACAAGGAAGCCGUGUUUGAAGUGGCAGACACCAUGAGUGCUGUCCUCCAGGUGACCACCGGCGUCAUCUCCACACUGCAGAUUCACCGUGAGAACAUGGCUCAGGCACUCAGCCCUGACAUGCUGGCCACUGACCUCGCCUACUACCUGGUCCACAAAGGAAUGCCGUUCCGCCAGGCCCAUGAAGCCUCUGGCAAAGCUGUGUUCAUGGCUGAAACCAAGGGCGUCCCCCUCAACCAGCUGUCGCUGAAGGACCUUGAAACCAUCAGCCCCCUGUUUUCCAGUGACGUGAGCCGGGUGUGGGACUACGGGAACAGCGUGGAACAGUACAGAGCCCUGGGUGGCACCGCGCGCUCCAGCGUCGACUGGCAGAUCAGCCAGGUGCGGGCGCUGCUGCGGGCACAGCAGACAUAGCCCUCACCUGUCCGCAAAUAAACUG
Elephantulus edwardii (Cape elephant shrew) is the source of this 1478-nucleotide messenger RNA. Its product is annotated as argininosuccinate lyase-like. The record is from RefSeq and is a predicted model, not a curated record. The transcript is spliced from 16 exons. Gene Ontology annotation, molecular function: argininosuccinate lyase activity. Gene Ontology annotation, cellular component: cytosol. Bases 59 to 1453 code for a protein of 464 amino acids. Lineage: Eukaryota; Metazoa; Chordata; Mammalia; Macroscelidea; Macroscelididae.